AUAAACAAGGUUAUACUAUCGUUCGUGUUUUGUUUUUUUUUAAAUAUUUUACAUAAUGACUUUGAUAACGUUAUAUCAUUGUUUUAUCGGAAUAAACGUUUACAAGCAAUAAGGCGUAUCUUGAUUAGAUGGGUAGCAUUUGUUGUAAAUGUAGGAAGAUCAAGAACAAUGAUUUACCCACAGAAAAUAUUGGACAUGGACACAAUGCUCAAACUGACCAAAUUGAAUCAAAUGGAUACAAUGGUCAAAAUGGACGGAGUGCUCAACAUGGUCAUACAGAACUGAGAGAUGAAGGCAUUGAUGGAGCAUAUGUCGGUUCAGAAACCUCAUGGAGACGGGCAAAUACUAGUAUGUCAAAUAAUCAUCAUAGUAGACCGAACAGGGCUUUAAACUGCAGAUCGAGACUUGAGAAUAACGGCAUAUUAGUUAUCGACAAUAUUGAGGAAAUUACAAAAACAAGUGAUCAAAUAAGAGAAUAUAACAAUGAUAUUGGAAACCGUAGACAAAUAUUUAGAUGUAACUUCACUCCUAUUUCUCCGUCUAUUGGACUAAAGCGAAGCUCAAUGCCUGCAGGAAACUUUAUUGAUUGCAGAGGAGCAAAUGACGACAGGCGAUUCGUGUAUAUUAUCAAAGAGUGGGCAGAGUGGUCACACAGUGUUUGUCAAAUACGGUUUCCGAAUGGCACGGCAACAGGAUUUAGAGUUGGUUCAAGAUAUAUAAUGACUGCUUUUCACGUCGUGUCUAAAAUCCACCAGAAUAUUCCAGGAUCAAGAGAAUAUAUUGACGACUCUGGAAACCUGAUUGUAGAAUCAUUGAUACACCUGAACGUGUUUUGCUUGUUUGGUUAUUACAGAGAUGGUCCGUUUCCAAACAAUUGCUUAAAAAAAUUCUUUUUCAAACCUGUUGUUAAAUUCCUUGACGAAAAUACAGAUACCGUUGUUAUAGAACUAGCAGAUGAUCCCGAAGGUAACCAAAUGCCUCCACCAUUUGAGUUAUUCAGUGGCCAAGGGGUAGUAUCUGAAUUCACUCUGAUUGGACAUAAUGGCGGUGCUAUGGAACACAAUACAGUGGAUCAAGUUAUUGACAGAGACAGUACAACCACAUUCAGUGAUAUUCAAUGGGUUAAAAAUCAUAGUUUAGAACAAGCCCGUCGAGGUUACGAAUGUCCACCACACAGCGUGUUAUUAAACAAGCAAAGAAUUUUGUUUCAUUGUAAAUUUAGCAAAGGGGCAUCUGGAACACCAGGUAUAAUUGUUCAAGAAGAUGGUCGCGCGGUUGUGGCGACAAUGCUGUUAUGUGGAUACCCCGACUGGUAUUAUGAUAUUAGGGUGGAGGAAAGGAUUCGGUCUGAUUGGCCACAAGAGUACUGUAUAGAACAAGGUGCAGAUAUGAUUUCUGUUGGUAAAAAUAUGGCUGCUCGUAAUCCUUAUCUCUAUCAAGAUAUAUUUUGCAGGCAUUUACCUGAACCACUGUUAUGAUAUACGAAUAAAGUGAUGAGAUAUA
This is a messenger RNA of Ruditapes philippinarum (Manila clam), 1503 nucleotides long. RefSeq lists its product as uncharacterized. Bases 129 to 1478 code for a protein of 449 amino acids. The record is from RefSeq and is a predicted model, not a curated record. The transcript has 5 exons. NCBI's taxonomy places the organism in Eukaryota, Metazoa, Mollusca, Bivalvia, Venerida, Veneridae.